AUGGUGACCUCAAGCUUGCAGCCAAGGAGUGCUUCAGGGAGUCGUAAGCUCACCCAUAAUCGCAACAGCAGUAGAGAAAGCAGAAGCAGAAGCAGCAACACCGCCACCGGCGGCAUCCUUCAGUCCUGCCUUAAAGAUAAUAUUGAACAUUUCGCAUCUGACCGUUGGCCAGCCUGUGACUUAACUGCAUUAUUCAGAAACACCAAAAUCCUGAAGAUUGGCAUCCCUUCCAGCUCCGGGUGUAUCGGAGAAAGAAGCCACAGCGACGAUUUCUUAGAUCUAAAGUCGUCUGCUAGUGAAGUAGUAUCUUCGACUCCAUCCGAUAAGAAAAAGAUGAUCGAGAGUUCCUCGACACCAUCUGAUAAGAACCCAAGUAUAAAAAAAGUAGAAUCAAAUCCCUCGGAUUCUGCCACCGACUCCGAUCGCACUUUAGACUCCGACUACAAGUUUGAUCCAAACAUGGACCCCAACAAAAUAAGACGGAUCCUUGCUAACCGGGAGUCUGCAAAAAGAUCACGGAGGAAGAAGCAACAAUAUGUAGCUCAUCUUGAGAAUAACAGGAAUUCUCUGGAAGCAGAAAUAGCACUUCUAUCUACGAAAGUUAGACAUCACGAGCGUGAAUGCCUGCGAUUGAAUGUGGAAAGGACUACUAUGGAGAAGAAGUUGACUCGUGCCUUGGCUGAGGAAGCACUUAAAGAUGCUCAAAUAAAAUCUCUCAAGGAUGAAACGAAAAGGUUGAACCAGCUCCUUGCUCAACUACAUGAAAAGCAAUUACAGCAGCAACAAAAACAUCUGGAACUGCAACAACAACACCAGCAGUUGCAGCAGCAACAGCAACAGUUUCAGUCAUGGCAACAGGAGCAAUUACAAAUGCAAAUGCAACGACAGCAGGAGCAACAACAGCAGCAGGUUUUUGGGUUCACUCCAUUGGUUGAUCCACUUCUUGAAUGCAACACCAUGCAUAUGGCUUCUUUCAAUAUGGGCCCUAACCCCAUUUCAGAUCCACCCGUAAAUUUAAACUCUUUUUCGAGUCUGGAUCCUUUUAAUUCUCGAUUCACUUCUACGCUAGAUCCUCUCUUUAUGUUCAACUCACUGAGCCCGGAUCCUUCCAAUGCUGGGUUCAAUUCUAUGCUGGGUACACUCUUCAAAAAUCCCAUGAACCUGGAUUCUUUUAAUACUGGGUUAACUUCUAUUGAAGAUCCUAUCUUUACGCUCAACUCUAUGAAUCUAGAUCCUUCUAAUGCUGGGCUCACCCCUAUGCCAGAUCCGAACUUCAAAAGUUCAUAAGCCUGCAACUUUUCGUUUCUGGGUUCACUUCAAAUUCAAGUUCAAAUCCUUCGGAUAUGGUUAAUGUCUAAGUUCCGAGCUUUUUUUUUUUUAUUGAUCGGUUGUGUUCUUAUGUUUGUUACUGUCAGUAGUGGUUUUGUAGUGCAUUGGUCUAUAAUUUGGGGAGUAAGAUGUUGUUAGA
This is a messenger RNA of Nelumbo nucifera (sacred lotus), 1468 nucleotides long. RefSeq lists its product as uncharacterized. Gene Ontology annotation, molecular function: DNA binding; DNA-binding transcription factor activity. Gene Ontology annotation, cellular component: nucleus. The record is from RefSeq and is a predicted model, not a curated record. Gene Ontology annotation, biological process: positive regulation of DNA-templated transcription. Lineage: Eukaryota; Viridiplantae; Streptophyta; Magnoliopsida; Proteales; Nelumbonaceae.